Lolium rigidum is the source of this 2351-nucleotide messenger RNA. RefSeq names its product ATP-dependent DNA helicase 2 subunit KU80. NCBI's taxonomy places the organism in Eukaryota, Viridiplantae, Streptophyta, Magnoliopsida, Poales, Poaceae. The transcript has 12 exons. Gene Ontology annotation, cellular component: nucleus; Ku70:Ku80 complex. Gene Ontology annotation, biological process: double-strand break repair via nonhomologous end joining; cellular response to gamma radiation; telomere maintenance. Gene Ontology annotation, molecular function: telomeric repeat DNA binding; double-stranded DNA binding; DNA helicase activity. Bases 19 to 2145 code for a protein of 708 amino acids. The record is from RefSeq and is a predicted model, not a curated record.
CCUCCCUCCGCCGCCGCCAUGGCUCGCAACAAGGAAGGGCUGGUCCUGCUGCUGGACGUCGGCCCGUCGAUGCACCGGGCGCUUCAGGAGGUCGAGAACGUCUGCUCCACCCUCGUGCGCAAGAAGCUGGUUUAUAACAGGAGCGAUGAGGUUGGCAUCGUUCUUUUCGGAACUAAAGAAACGUGCAAUGACCUUGCAAAGGAACUUGGGGGCUAUAAGCAUGUGGUGGUUAAGCAUGAUAUCAAAGUUGUUGACGAAGAAACAAAAGACGCACUUCAAAAUCUUCCAAGAGGAACUGUCCCUGGCGAUUUUCUGGAUGCUAUUGUUGUUGGUUUGGAUAUGCUGAUAAAGAGAUUCGGAAAUACCAAAGGAAAGCAACGUCUGUGUCUAAUCACUGAUGCACAACAUCCAUUAAGAGAUCCGCCCCAAGGAACCAAAGUAGAUCAGGUGGACACUAUUGCAGACCAGAUGAAAAAACAUGAUAUUAAGAUGGAUUGCAUUGUUUUCAGAGAAUCUGGCGUUCAUCACAAUUCUGUAAUGGAUGAAAAUGACCAGUUAUUAUAUCACUUCAGAGAUAGGUCAGUGGCAAAGGUAGUUCAGGUUGACACCCCAACAUCACUCUUAGGUGCUCUCAAGACUAGAAAUGUACUCCCAGUUACUAUCUUCAGGGGAGACCUUGAAGUGAGCUCUAAUUUCAAAAUCAAGGUGUGGGUCUAUAAGAAAACAUCUGAGGAGAAAUUCCCCACUUUGAAGAAGUAUUCUGAUAAGGCUCCUCCAAGCGAUAAAUUUGCCUCACAUGAAGUCAAAGUGGAUUAUGAGUACAAAAGCAUUCUAGAACCAGACACAGUUGUUCCACCAGAUCAAAGAAUCAAGGGCUAUCUUUAUGGUCCUCAAGUUGUUCCUAUAUCAUCGGCUGAAUGGGAGGCAGUGAAGUUCAAACCAGAGAAAGGUGUGAAGCUUCUAGGUUUCGCACACAGAUCCAGCAUUCCACGGCACUAUUUUAUGAAAGACGUGAAUUCCUUUGUACCUGAACCGGGAAACACAAAAGCAAUUGUUGCAGCUUCUGCCAUAGCUAGGGCAAUGCAAGAAACAGACAAGGUUGCAAUUCUGCGAUGUGUUUGGAGGCAAGGUCAAGGGAGUGUUGCUUUUGGUGUAUUGACACCCAACAUCUCAUCAGUGAAAAAUGUUCCAGAUUCCUUUUACUUCAAUAUACUUCCAUUUGCUGAGGAUGUCAGAGAGUUCCAGUUUCGCUCCUUCAGCAGACUGCCACCAUCAUUACAGCCUACGGAAGAACAGCAGGAAGCGACAGAUAACCUGGUGAAGAUGUUAGACCUUGCACCACCUGGGAGGGAAGAGAUCCUCAGACCAGAUUUCACUCCAAAUCCCAUGUUGGAGAGGUUCUACAAUUACCUUGAUCUGAAGUCAAAAGAACCAGAUGCAAAUCCCCCACCACUUGAUACAUGUCUGAAGAGGAUAACUAGGCCAGAUCCUGAUGUCAUUGAUUAUCAAGCACCAUUAAUCCAAAAUUUAGGCAAAUCAUUUGAGCUGAAGGAUAACCCCAAGAGAAAGAAAGCCCGGACACAGGAGAGAUUGGCUUAUGCUGGUCUGGACGAUCAACCUAAGAAGCCAGAAGAUCCUUCUGCAGAGAAGGCUAAGAGGAUAGACAGUCAAGCUAAAAAGUCAGAAGACCCUGAUGCAGCAAAGAUGGCUAGGGCGCUAGAAGCUAUGUUUCCUUCAACAGAGAAGGCUGGGAAGAUCGGAGAUCUAAACCCUGUUCAAGAUUUCGAAGCUAUGCUGGCAGAGAGAUCUAGCUCGGCAUGGGUUCUGAAGGCAAUUGAAGAGAUGAAGAAAUACACAACGGAUUUGAUACAAAAUUCCCCCAAAGGAGACUAUUACCAGAAGGCGCUGGAGUGUUUCGUUGCUCUGCGGAAGGCCUGCAUAAUCGAACAGGAGCCGAACGAAUUCAACCAAUUCGUGACAGAGCUCUACGAGAAUCUGAAGACGGUGGAUGAUGUUGUCAAGUUCUUCCAGCUUCUUGCGUCGAAGAAUGUUUUGCUUAUAAGCAAAGCAGAAGCAUCUGACAGCGAUGUGACCGAAGAGAUGGCGAGGAGCUUCUUUGUGAAAACAGAAGCAUCCUCUCAGUAGCAUCCACCAUGCUAGUAGCAGCUGUCUGUGGUCUCUGCGACGGGUUUGGGUUAGGACAUUUUGUGGUUUCAAAUUCUCCCGCACUACCAGCAUGAAGGGCGCCGGCGAGGGAAUGUUGGUUUGGAUCCAACAAUUGUAAACUGUGGUGCUGAUGAUUUCUGAUUAGGGGUAAAACGUAUUCAUAUCUCCCACGAGUACUUGACAUU